Molecule: messenger RNA, 850 nt
Organism: Seriola dumerili (greater amberjack)
Lineage: Eukaryota; Metazoa; Chordata; Actinopteri; Carangiformes; Carangidae
Product: ras-related protein Rab-17-like
Exons: 5
Coding region: 167-850 (227 amino acids)
Cellular component (GO): endosome
Molecular function (GO): GTPase activity; GTP binding
Source: RefSeq, a predicted model, not a curated record
CAGACUGCUACAACAAAGACGACGAAUCAACUCCUCCUCGGUUGUUGCUACUUCUUAAUAGGAAAAAAACACCUACAGGAUCAGGGGCCAAAGGACUUUGCUGGACUUUUUGUGUUUUGUCCACCUGUGUUGUGUCUUUCAGUUUGGGAGUUAACUAAAUCUUUUGAUGGGGGAGAAUCUCCCGAGGGUGCCAGGAGGAGCUCAACUCCACAGUGACACUUUGCAUGGACCGGUGCGGACCCUCAGGGUUAAGAUGGUGAUUCUGGGAAGUUCUGGUGUGGGGAAGUCAAGUUUGGCACUGCGAUUUGUCAGAGAUGAGUUCAAGAAUCCAUCACCUACUGUAGGCUGUGCCUACCUGACCCGGGUGGUGCAUCUGAGUGACGUCACUCUUCGUUUUGAGAUAUGGGACACGGCGGGGCAAGAAAAAUACCACAGUGUCACCCCACUGUACUACAGAGGAGCCCACGCUGCACUCGUGGUCUAUGAUAUCAGCAAAAGAGAAACGUUUGUCAGAGCUCAAGUGUGGCUCAAAGAACUGGAGAAACAGUACAUCCCAGGAUCUACUGUCAUGUGCCUGGUUGGCAACAAGGGAGAUCUGGAUCAGGAGAGGCAAAUCUCAGUGCAGGAGGGGCAAGCUCUGGCUAGUGACAGGAGUUUAUUCUUUACAGAGACAUCAGUCCUGUCAGGGGAUCAAAUCAGUGAGCUGCUGCUAGGUAUAGCCCACAGAGUGUAUGAGUGUAUUGGAGGACAGCAGGGAGGUCUGUCAGAGUGGAAGGAGACACCACUCAUUGAUCUGCAUCAUAGAGACACAUUCACUCCUUUUGCAUCCUGCUGCAAAGUUGGGCCCUGA